GGCAACGAAGCGCGUCACGUGCUCCUAGCCAUCCCCGCGCGCCCUCUCCUAGCCACUCUGUUCUCCGCACAAGGUUCUCGCGACUGAGUCGAGAGCAAAUGCAACGAGUGUCGAAUUAUUCCAUUAUCGUUAGAUUUUUUUGUGUGUGUUUGUCUGUGUUUGUAGUGGUCGGUGAUGACGGAUCCGGGCUCAAGACUCAGCGACUUUUUCCUGGAUAUAAAAAUGCGCUAGAAACUGGAGGAUGUUCUCGAGACGGGAAGAACGGAACUGUCCUUUUGCGCCCCGGUCACCGUCGCGCGAGGGGUAGCGGGCUUACACUUGUUACCUGAAUCGCUGUGCUCCGUGUAAGUGUGCGAUCUUGCCCAACGUCUUCAACCAUAGAAACCUGACAGAAACAAGACGCUUCACAGGAAGCUGUUUAUGGCGUAAGGCGCGAUGUUUCUGAGACGUGUCAUCGCGACGAUAAGGCGCUGAAAAAAACGUGGCUGCGUGGAGACCGUGGGGACGCCUGAAGAGUUGGAGCUGCCCUUGCUUGGUGUUGCUCUGAAUAAGGGAAGUGUUUUGUUAUCGAUUUAAGAAUCGGGUCAGGGUACAGAGCUUGCUGCGCGCACAAGGAGACAUGGAUAAACUGAAACAACCGCUUGUGGAUUUAUUACCAGUGGAAGUAUUAAUAAUCGUCUGAGGUGCGCGAUUGCUCGGGGGAGUUGGUGGCUCGGGAGGAUAGAGGUUGUGUUUGUGAAAUGCGCACACGACGACCCACCGACUCAAUCUCGCCCAGGCUCCUCUGGCCGCGACGCACAGAAACCUAACGGUGACCGGGGAAGCCACGGCGGUGCGCUGUCAUGCUCCGGCAAAUGCUUUUGAAUUCCACUGCGGCGGCAGGAGACUUGGACCUGAUAACCCAGACGCACGCACCGGCACCACUUAAUGUCUCUCACGGGCCCGUUAGCGUGUCAGCGCUCCUGAAGCCCACGGGUCGCGGCAGCGGGCUGCGCGAGGGGGAACUGAACAAGCCGGACUUGGCGACAUACGUGGUGAUGUGCCUCGUGCUGUUUCUGUUAGUGCUGCUGAUUGUGUUUUUCAUCAACUGUCAACUUCGAAACUCUUUCUUUGCCUCCAUGCCUUACGACCGGUCACUGCGCGAGGCCCGGAGCUCUUACAAAUGAGAUGGAGCACGCGAUGAUGUGGGCACGCGGAACAAUGCCCCUUAAUGCGGUGAAAAUUGGCUUGCGUUUAGUCCGCGAGCUGGUGCGCGCCGCGUGGAGGGCUGAACGGCGACAGAAGCCAAGGGGCUCUGACUGCCGCGCUUCUUGCCUAAGUGAUUCUAUCAAAAAUAAUAAACAUUUUGUAUGAAUACACCGCAAUGUUAGACUAUUUCUCUUCGUGAAUUUUCUCUCAUGUCGUGUGCAGAAUGUAAUACAGUUUAUUUUCUUGUAUGUUGUAAAUCCAUCAUUAAAUCUUAUAUUCACCAGCA
Molecule: messenger RNA, 1474 nt
Organism: Electrophorus electricus (electric eel)
Lineage: Eukaryota; Metazoa; Chordata; Actinopteri; Gymnotiformes; Gymnotidae
Gene: smim32
Product: small integral membrane protein 32
Source: RefSeq, a predicted model, not a curated record